Molecule: messenger RNA, 467 nt
Organism: Frankliniella occidentalis (western flower thrips)
Lineage: Eukaryota; Metazoa; Arthropoda; Insecta; Thysanoptera; Thripidae
Exons: 3
Coding region: 42-413 (123 amino acids)
Source: RefSeq, a predicted model, not a curated record
AACCAACGCCGAAAUCAGCUGGACGACGGCUUAAAUUUUUAAUGAUGCCCGACUCAGGAGUUGUCAUUAAAGUACAUGCUGGAUCAGAUGUCAUCUAUUCCACUUCCAAACCUGUCGUUAAAAGUACUACUAAUAAUGCCCAGCGGAAUGCUGAUGUCUUAGUCAAGUCUCUUAGAGAAGCUAAGGCAGAAAUAAAUCAGUUUCUAACCGGACUGGUACUAAAGAGUGGUGACCAGGGUCAAAAUGCGGGAGCAGAUGAUGCUAGUGCUGAUGAAGAGGAUGAAGAUGAGGAGGAUGAGGAUAUUACUGAGGGGGUUGAAGAAACUUAUUUGAAAGGUUCAGUUAACACAAAGCGGAAAACAGAAAACAGCAUUGACACAGAAAAUAGCUCUAAAAUAAAAAGAGCAGUGUGAUGACUUAGGUUGAGUGUGCUUUGGAGUGUGACUCAAUAAAAAUUUCUCAUAUUA